GACUGUUUGACAUUUGUCUCUGCAAGUCACAGCUGCAAGUUUUCGUGGUGUUUUCGUUUGGUAUCUCGUUUCUAACUUUUUAUUUUAUAAUUAUGGCCGAAAAUAAGAGAAAGUGGUGUCAAAAUUUCACGUUUGAUGAAAAGGAUAAACUUGUAAAGUUAAUGAAUACUUUUAAAAAUGUUAUAUUAAAUAAAAAGACGGACGGUACAACAAAUCAAGCGAAGAAUGAAGCGUGGGUGAAUUUGUGCACAAGAUUUAAUUCCACAGGAACCACGGCUAGAAGUAAAGAAUCUCUUAUGAGAGUCUGGGAGAAAAUGAAGACUGAUGCGAAGUUAUACAAAGCACUUAGCAAAAGCAGUUACAAUGGCACAGGAGGUGGCCCAUCGUGUGUUAAAACAGAUAUAAUUUUGGAACAAGUCAGUGACUUGAUGGGCUGAGCAUGUACAGGCAUAACUGAUGUCCAGGAUUCAGAUGCUGACCAAAUUACUGAAGCCAGUUCAUUACCAAUACUUGGUGAUGAGACAAUGGAAAUUUUAAUAUUUCAAAAUGAAAAUGAGAUGCUUUCGUUCCUACCAGUGGUUCAAUAGAGGGCUAGACAGAGAAACACUACGGGGCGACAACGACAAAAUGAACUAAACUGGCAGAAUUUUCAAUACAAAAUUAUUUCAGUCAUUUGUAUAGGUGUCGACCCACUGUAUGAUUAUAUUAUAUUUACACUGUGAUUUUUAUAUUAGAAUUUGUUUUGUUACAAUUUUAGUGCAAUACAAGAAAUAUGGAAAAUAUUGAAAAUAACGAUGUUGGGAAUAAUAAUGACAUUGCUCCAACACUGUCAUCACCAACAUCGUCUCAAUUUAUAAAGUCCACACCUAUAUGGAAAAGACGACGACCAAUAAUUAAAGAAAAUAAGGAUAAAGCUGAAGUUGUUUCAACGUUAUGUGGAGGUUUUAAAGAUUUGAAUUCUAAAAAGGCUACUGUGGAAGAUUUAAAAAUUAAAAUGUUAGAAGAAGAAAUAAAAUUUAAAAGAGAAUUGUACCAGCUGCAGUUAGAAACAGCUAGAAAGGAAUUGGAAAUUAAAACUGAAGUAUGCAACCAAUUAAAAGGUAUGUGUUUUAUUUAUUGGUGAAAUUACUAUAUAUAUUUUACAUAAUAAAUUAGAUAUUUAUAAGUUAUCAAAAUAUUGUGUAAUUUGAUUUCUGCGAAAUCCAUAUGACAAAGAAGGUCUGUCAGAAAAUGCCAUAUUAUUUAUUUGUCCCCUUGCAAUUAGCUCUUCCAGGUUAGGCACAUCAUCAUUAUUCACAGGCUGUUGCUCAUUUCUUAAUAUGCAUAUAUUAUGCAAGAUACAGCAAGCUAUAAUGACAUUAAUGGCAUUGUUUAAAGCUAAACGAAUUCCAACCGCAAGUACUGGAAACCUUCGUUUUAGCACACCAUAUUGCCGUUCUACCACAUUUCGUGUUGGGCGUUCGUGUUCGGUAUGGGCCUCAUUAUAUUUUCGUUCUCCACUUGUUGUAGGGUUGAGAUAAGGUGUCAAGAGAUGAGGCUAAAACAAAAAUAUUUUUAAGUAUUAUUGUAUAUAAUAAUGUAAUUUAUAUGAUGUAAAAUAUUUCUUUUCUAUUCCAGGUCACACCUUAAACUUUCAAAAUGUAUCAGGAAUACCUAAAAAUGGUUCUGCAAAUAACUAGUUUAAGUGUACUUUUUAAUUAAUUAAAUAUCCCUUACCCAUGCAUAAUCUUUUUAUUAAAUAAAAAGUAUUUAUUUAAUCAAUAUUUUGAGCUCUGUGAUGAAUGAUGUUAUUCUUUUUGUUUGUAAUUUUUGUAAUUCUUUUUGUAACCUACUUAAAUUUUAAUCAAUAUUAUAUUAUUAUUCUCCU
This is a messenger RNA of Parnassius mnemosyne (clouded apollo), 1867 nucleotides long. The record is from the annotation of a GenBank genome assembly. Lineage: Eukaryota; Metazoa; Arthropoda; Insecta; Lepidoptera; Papilionidae.